AAGAAGCAGGGGAGGAGAGAAGCAGUGUGCAUCUGUAGUCUACAUACUAUUUGCUUUCUUUCUACUUGUUCAGAGGGAGGCAUUAACUUGCAAAGAACUACGCUGCAUGAUUCACACCUGUGCUGAGUCAAAAGCGCUCCACAGAUCUGCACUGUCAGACUCAGAAACACCAUUUCUCUGGCUUAGUACUUUACGAAAGUUUGGACAAGAGAAAAGAAGGGAAGGCGUGCCUUCAAGUGCCUGAUGGCAGUGAACUUGAUGUCUCAGUAGAGUCAGGUUGGACAGGAGGUCAUGGGGUCGGUUACGUUGGGAAAGGCUGCUUCACUUGAGCUGCUGCUGGAGGCUUGUAUUCAAGCAUUUGAUGAUGAUGGAGAGCUGAAUGACAGUCAGCUUCCUCGAACCCUUCUGCUGAUGCAUCGCUGGUAUGUGUCCUCCACCGAUCUUGCUGGGAAACUGCUGAUAAUGUAUCGCGACUGUCAGGGAGAUGACUGCCAACGGACAAGACUGAAGAUCUGUUACUUAAUGAGGUACUGGAUUGCAGAAUUUCCUGCGGAGUUUGACUUGGAUCGGGGUUUGAUCCGCCUUACAGAAGAAUUCAGAGACGCUGCCGCUCAGCUGGGUGGGGAUGAGCACAUUAAACUACUUGACAUUUCUACAAUUCCCUCGUAUGACUGGAUGCGCAAACUGACUCAGCGAAAGAAGCAGGUGAAGAAGGGGAAAGCAUCACUUCUGUUUGAUCACCUGGAACCUAUUGAACUGGCUGAACAUCUCACCUUCCUAGAGUACAAGUCAAUCAGGAGGAUAUCGUUCACAGAUUACCAGAGCUACGUGAUUCAUGGUUGUGUUGUAGAUAACCCCACAUUAGAGCGCUCCAUCGCCCUGUUUAAUGGCAUCUCUCAGUGGGUUCAACUGAUGGUGCUCAGCAAACUCACUCCUCAACACAGAGCCGAGGUCAUCAACAAAUAUAUCCAUGUUGCUCAGAAACUGCUCCACCUGCAGAACUUUAACACUCUUAUGGCUGUGGUUGGAGGUCUGAGUCACAGCUCUAUUUCCCGUCUGAAGGAAACUCAUUCUCACCUCAGCCCAGAAGUCACCAAGAUAUGGAAUGAAAUGACAGAGCUGGUUUCAUCUAACGGUAAUUACUGCGCUUACCGCAAAGCGUUUGGUGAAUGUGAAGGUUUUAAGAUCCCUAUACUGGGCGUUCACCUGAAGGACCUGAUCGCAGUGCACGUGGUCUUCCCGGACUGGGUAGAGGACGGGAAAGUUAACAUUGUGAAGAUGCAACAGCUCUAUCUCACCUUUAAUGAGCUGGUGUCUCUCCAGAGCGCCGUGUCUCAGGUGGAGCCCAAUAUGGACCUGAUUUAUCUUCUCACUCUGUCCUUGGACCUAUACUACACAGAAGACGAAAUUUAUGAGCUAUCGCUGCUCCGAGAACCCCGUAACCCCAAAUCCCAGCCCACAUCACCCACAACCCCCAACAAACCUCUGGCUCCACUGGAUUGGGCUUCUGGGGUCACCACAAAACCAGAUCCUUCUGUGGUCAACAAACAUAUCAGGAAGGUUGUGGAUUCUGUGUUUCGUAACUAUGACCACGAUCAUGAUGGAUACAUAUCUCAGGAAGAUUUCGAGAGCAUUGCUGCAAAUUUCCCAUUCUUGGAUUCCUUCUGUGUGCUUGAUAAAGAUCAGGAUGGAUUGAUUAGUAAGGAUGAAAUGAUGGCGUAUUUCCUACGUGCCAACCCCUUGCUGCAGUGUAAGAUGGGACCUGGAUUUAUUCACAACUUUCAGGAGAUGACCUACCUGAAACCAACUUUCUGUGAACAUUGUGCAGGAUUUCUGUGGGGGAUUAUCAAACAAGGAUAUAAGUGCAAAGACUGUGGGGUGAACUGUCACAAACAGUGUCGUGAGCUGCUGGUUUUAGCUUGUCGCCGUCUCCCUCGGUCCACCUCACUGGGAAGCGUGUCACCAGGAACACUCACCCAUAGCUCUUUACCCAGCAGCCCCACCCUGCCCACCUGUAAAGAUGACGAUGAGGUGUUUACGUUCCCUACUCUGUCACCGUCAUCGAGCUCUGAUCUGGAGGGAAAAUCCAUCACACUGAUGACAGGUUCAGCCCAGCGGAUCUCGGUAAGGCUGCAGAGAGCCACCACCAGUCAGGCCACGCAGACGGAACCACUGUGGCCUGAGAACGGCUGGGCGGCCGUGGCUGACGGCGGGUCACACACCUUCCCCAAGAUGAGGUACAGACCACACCGCAAACCAUCCAAGAGUAAAGGCUUUGCUCGCUGGGAGAACGACACACAGAUUUCAGGAACGAAUCGCACUCGGCGGGAGUCACAGGAGCAGAGCGAAGUGUCACAGCAGAACGGACUCACAGAACAGCACAAGGACAAAACUGGAACGUCUGAGAUCAGCUGACUUGUCCGAAAUAUGGGCCCAAGCAGGACGCCCUGGAGGCGGUCGGGAGCACGGCUGAGAAGGCUCGCCUCUUUAGGGAGUGUGCUGGGGUGCCUCAUGCCUCGAGUAGAUCGGGAAUAGCGCCACUGUUUCCACAGCCUCAUCUGCAGAAGGCUGGGAGACAACCCGCUGACUGCACUGAGAAAGAAGAGGUGUCGGACUACACAGCAUACCUGUGAUGCUGUGCCCUCUUGCAAGGAGUUGGUGAUACUGGACUGCAGUGGACAGACUGGAAACGCAGUACUUAAUGUCAGUGUCAAUAUAAGCUGAUGUGACGGAUACAUCGGUGCUUAGUGUAAUAGGUGUAUGUAAAAAGUAGAAAGAAUGUAGGACAGAAAGGAAUUUUGUACAGAGACACUGGAAAAGUUAUUAUUUAAGGUGUCGACAAAUGUGUAUUCAUAACACUACAAGAGAGGAGGACAUUUUAAUAUAAUUUAAAAGUUGUUUUAGGUGGCACAGGCAUGUGGUGAUUUAGAAAGAUUAUCCUAUCUAUGAUUAAGGUAAAUAAAACACUAACUUUAUGCGUUUGCCCAGCAACGUGUUAUGAUCUAAAGUAAAAGGUACGUAGACAACGAUUAAAGAGUUACCACAGAAGACCAGUUACCCCAGAUAUAAUGCUAUAUAAAGUUCAUCUUAAAUCUUUCUUUUUAUUUGUUUCUUACAUGAUUUGCAACAAAGUUGAUGUGAACUGUAUUCUGAUCCUGGGUGCAAGAUGGUUAAAGUAUAAAGUAUAGCCUCUCACCUUGUACAUCAUUACAUCAAUGUUGCUUAGCAACACUAGCAAUGUAAAGAUGACAUGGACUUCAUACAUCCAUAAAUUCAGAAAAAAAGACUACUGACCCAGGUGUGCUGUCGGCCAGGUGUUUGCAUGGCCUCUGUUGCUAAGCGCACAGUGAUUGAGUUGGGCGGCUAGUCUGUUGCUACGGCAACUUGCAGACUUUAGCGUCCUUCAUCGACAUAUGUUCUAAAAUGAGGUUUACACUCAGGUGCCCUGUUAAGACAGACGACCUGAGGGACAUUUUUGUUCCAAAAAAGGUUCAGACAUUUUUGUGUGAGAGUCAGUAGCCAUACAUCCCAUAGGAUUCAAAGCUCCUCUACACCACUAUUGUGGAUUUAAAGUGACAGUUCACACACAAAAAAAAAAAUUCUGACAAUUUUUUCACCCUCAUGUUGAUCUAAACCUGUGGGUUUCUUUUUCUGUUCAAGCACACAAUUGACGAUAUCCUUUGACUUCAAUAUUUGUUUUUCCUAAUAUGGAAGCCAAUGUGUAUUGUCCACUGCGUGGUUAAGUUAACAUCAUCUAUUAAAAUAUAUUCUUUUGGGUUCAACAGAAAGAUAACUCAAACAGGUUUAAAACAAAAGGAUGUCAAGAGUUUUCUUUUUUUGGUGAACUAUCCCUUUAAGUGCAGAUGUGAUGGUCACAAUUCCACUCAUGCAAUCAUGAAUAUUAUAUGGUUUUGGUCGAGUCUCACUGACCCAUGAUAAAAAUCCCAUGAGAAGCCUGUGAAAGCCCUUGAGAAUGUCCUGUUCAUAUAUCAUAUGAACCUUUUGUUAAUUUAUAAAUGCAUAGCAAUUGUUGUCAUUGUCAUUCUCCACAGAGCAUUAUUCUGAUUUUGUGCUAAUGUCAUCUCUGUUGUCAUAGUAUAGUUGAAGUAUUUAUCUAUAAACGCACUGUGACUAUACUGUGACUGUUUAUCUUCUAUUGAAAGGUGAGUACUACUGAUAGUGUUUUACAUCUCAUUGACUAAAUCAUGGACUGCACAUUAUUUGGUUUUUGAUGAGCAGCAUAGCAACAGAAUUGAAUGUACAAACAUUACUGAGCCAGCCAGAGUGGAUCAAUUGAUUUUUGGAGAUAUGGCCAAUAACUGCUGUAAAAUGAUCAACCUUGUCAUUACUAGUAAUAUAAAUGUUUCUGGUCAUGUUUAUGGUGUAUAUCAUGUCUAUUUAAGGCGUGCAUUUAGUGUAUUAUGAAAAUUUAUUUUAAUUAUAAAUACACAGAGACGUGAUUUUUGCAGUACUAAAAUCUCUGAUACAGCCCUACUGUGGGCAGUAUAAUUCAUGGUUGUAAAGGUUCGCACUGUAAAGUUAUCUGUGCAGCGUGUAGUGGCUGGUUGCAUACAUUUCUUAGACUAGUCUUAAAAGUUAAGACAUUUAUUUUUUACUUUAAAACGGAUCAUAACUGUUUUAAGUCUGUUACGUUACACUUUACAAUAAGGUCUUAUUUGUUAAGAUUAGCUAAUGUAUUAACUAACAUAAACUAACCAUGAGAAAUACGUGUUAAUGUAUUUCUUCAUCUUUGUUAACGUUAGCUCAUACAGCUGUUCAUGGUUUGUUCAUAUAAGUUCACAGUGCAUUAACUAAUGUUAACAAGAUUUGAGCAAUGUAUUAGUAAAUGUUUAAAUUAACUUUAACAAAGAUAAAAAAUGCUUUAUAAAUGCAGUUCAUUAGAUAACAUUAGUUAACUACAUUAGUUAACAUAAACUAAUAAUGAACCUUAUUGUAAAGUGUUACCAUAUGUUACAAAAAAGGUACAUUGGUCUAAUUUAAAUCCAAAUAGUAAGAAUGAUAAGCCCUAGUUGGUCAGACUAGUUUUUAAGACAGUCUUAACUAAGCGGCUAGGUUUAUGCAACCGGCCACAGGUCAUCACACAAGUCUCAGGAGUCCCAGUGAAUAUAAGCUUGACCCACAAAACUGAAAACUUUGGACUGGAUCACAUUUUAUGUAGUAAAAUAAGUCUGACAGACAUGUAUUAAAGGAUUAAAAGUAUUUAAUUUACAGUGUAUUUUUGUGGAAAAGCUGCAUUUAGACUUUAAAAAUCCAAUUUAACUGUAAUGAUAUCAAUAAUGUAUGAGGAAUCUUUUUUGUGUAAAAAUGUACCAUCAUUUCUUCAUUGCACUCUUUUAUUUGCUACUAACUAUAGAUCACUACUAACCCUCAGCAUAGCUUUUCAAAACAUUCAUUGUAAAAACAAUAUCUAAAAUAAAAGUGUGUGUAACGUU
This is a messenger RNA of Paramisgurnus dabryanus, 5453 nucleotides long. NCBI's taxonomy places the organism in Eukaryota, Metazoa, Chordata, Actinopteri, Cypriniformes, Cobitidae. The record is from RefSeq and is a predicted model, not a curated record.